Pseudophryne corroboree (corroboree frog) is the source of this 1502-nucleotide messenger RNA. It is a transcript of the gene CBR4, whose product is annotated as carbonyl reductase 4. The record is from RefSeq and is a predicted model, not a curated record. Gene Ontology annotation, molecular function: oxidoreductase activity, acting on the CH-OH group of donors, NAD or NADP as acceptor. The transcript is spliced from 6 exons. NCBI's taxonomy places the organism in Eukaryota, Metazoa, Chordata, Amphibia, Anura, Myobatrachidae. The coding region runs from base 205 to 918 and encodes 237 amino acids.
ACUAGUAACGCAGCGGCAGCACAAGGCUGUUCCCGAACCCUUAGCAAGUGUGUCCUGUGCGGGCUCCCGUUCUUGUAGUCCGGCAGUCCUGUUCCGCGUUUCCCGUCCUCCUCCUCCUACUGACUGUGGUAGUGUCACCCUCUGCCCUAGGUGUGUGCUGCCUAAUACUGUUGCCGCCUGAGCUGCUGCUGCUUCUGUCAUGUCAUGAUGGCCAACGUUUCUGCUGUAUUUGGUGGCUCCAGAGGGAUAGGCAAAGCUGUUGCAAAGUUAUUAGUUCAACGCGAUCAUAAGGUGGCUGUUAUAUCAAGAAACUUGGAUGUAGCCAAAGCCACAGCUGAAGAGAUUGGAGCUCACCUAGCUUUAAGCUGUGACAUCGCUAAAGAACAAGAUGUUCAACGCACAUUUUACGAGAUUACGAAAAAUCUUGGCAAUGUUAACUACCUGGUCAAUGCAGCAGGCAUAAAUAGAGACGGGCUGUUACUGAGAACCAAGUCGGAGGACAUACUGUCUCAGCUGUCCACCAACCUCAUAGGAUCAAUGCUCACAUGUAAACUGGCAUUGAGGGGUAUGGUCCAGCAGCAAGGCGGUGCCAUUGUCAAUAUAGGAAGUAUAGUUGGUCACAAAGGGAAUGCCGGGCAGAGUAUUUAUAGUGCCAGUAAGGAAGGCUUAGUUGGAUUCUCCAAAUCACUCGCUAAAGAAGUUGCAAGGAAGAAUAUUCGUGUUAAUGUGGUCGCUCCUGGAUUCAUUCACACAGAUAUGACUUCAAGUCUGGAAGAGGACUCGCUGAAUCAGAAUAUUCCCCUGGGCAGAUUUGGAGAAGCGGAUGAAGUUGCUCAUGCAGUUGCUUUCUUGCUGAAUUCUCCAUACAUUACUGGACAUGUACUGAUGGUGGAUGGAGGGUUACAGCUCCAGAUCUAGACUGCCCACUGCCAGGGGUAGUUUGCAUAGAGGAAUGAAAAACCAUGGACAGCUUAAACUAGAUUUUCAGUCAUGACGGGAAAACAUUUGUUCAACCCAUGUAUUCAUUUAGUUGUUAAGAAAUCACCUAGAUAAUGAUCUGCCAUCCCAUUCUUGACAAAAUAUUAGUUGUACAAUAGCUCAACAUUGGCUAAAGGGGGUACACACGGAGCGAUAAUCUAAGCAAUCUGACUAGGUUGCUUAGAUUUUCAGCAAGAUCGCUCCGUGUAUAGCCCUAACAGCGAUAGCGAUGCGCAGCCCCGCGCAUCGCUAUCGCUGGUGCUAGAUUGGCCAAUCUAGCGGGUCGCUCACUUCACCCGCUGGGUGAAAUGAGCGCCCCCGUCUCCGCCCAUACGCUCAGCACACAUCGCGCUGUGCUGAGUGCCGGGAGAGAUGUGUGCUGAGCGGUUCGCUCAGCACACAUCUCACCCGCAUCGGGCCGUGAGUACUGGCCUUAAGACUUUACUGUGUGUGUCUUGUUUCCUAGAGGACUGGUGUAAAAACAACAGGGAGGCAGAUGUAGUAAACCUGGAGAAGUGAUAAAG